CGAAUCACCAUGUCUGCGAUCAAACCUAGCAUUAAUCUUACUGGACGUAUCUUCUGCGUUACUGGGGGUGCCUCUGGCAUAGGCUUUGCAACAGCUUCCCUACUUGCUGAAUACGGCGCGAAAGCUAUUUGGAUUGCCGAUCGACAGACUAAGCUAUUUGACUUAGUACAUACACAACUUUCUUCAAUUAAUCCAUCUACUUCUAUCUAUUUAGAAGACGUCGACGUUAGCCAAUCUUCUCAAGUUAAUAACUGGAUCGAUAGAAUUAUCGCUAAGCAUGGCGUCCUGCAUGGUGCCGCAAACAUCGCAGGAAUUCCGCAACCACCCAUUGAAGUCAACACAUCAGGGCCAGCACUUAUCCAGGAAACAGAUGAAAACUGGCGCCGAAUUCAUUCAGUUAAUCAAGACGGUAUAAUGUAUUGCACACGUGCUCAAUUUCGAGUUAUGUAUCAAGAGGCGAAGAGUAGUAACCCAUCUAUUGUAAAUGUUACAAGUAUUGCAGCACUACAGCAUCCUGGUAUAGGUUAUAGUUAUAGUACAAGCAAAGCAGGAGCCGAGCAUUUUACACGUAACGCGGCUAAGGAUGGGUUCAAUUAUGGAAUACGAGUUAAUGGUGUUCUACCAGGAUAUACAAAGACACCAAUGACGGAGCAGACUUUUGACGGGCUUGGGGAUGAAGAAGCUCAAGAGGCUCGCAAGAAGUGGAACCUUCCAGAACCGAUAGAAGCCUCAGAUAUUGCACGGAGUAUUGUGUGGCUGCUGAGUGAGAACUCUGCCAAUGUGAACGGUGUUAGCCUUCCAGUAGGAGAGGGCGCUCCUUAG
Messenger RNA from Bipolaris maydis ATCC 48331, 822 nucleotides. RefSeq lists its product as uncharacterized. Lineage: Eukaryota; Fungi; Ascomycota; Dothideomycetes; Pleosporales; Pleosporaceae. Gene Ontology annotation, molecular function: oxidoreductase activity. The record is from RefSeq and is a predicted model, not a curated record.